AUGAGAGCGGAAAAAACAGUCCCAGCGGGCUGGUGCCACCGAUACGUGGAGACCAGGCAUCACUUCGGCGAGGAUUGUUUCGGAAAAGAGAGAAGUCAUCGCACGACUCAUAUGUUGAAGAGCGGUCAGGAUGAUGCCUCAGACGCCGAUUCAUCGCCAUCAACGCCUCGAACCGCAUCCUCAAUCGACGAUGGCUUAUCUCCGUUGGUCUCAGCCGCUAUGCUCAAGAAAAAGAGCGCUCCGAAACUCCAUUUUGCGUUCAACUUGUUAAAAUCCAACAAAACGGAAAAUAUGGAUGAGGAGUGCUCUGAUUCGGAGACGGCGGAUGAGCUGAGUGAAAUCGACUACCUCAGUGCAAAAAGGCCUACCAGCGAAUCUAUCCGCUCCAAGCAUCCAAAAAGUCCCGCCGAUGCUCAAGGAAAUAUUCGCCUUUAUGGUGUGGUAGUGCCCGCUCCGCGGAUGUUGGACAGCAAGGUAAACUACAGUUUCAAAAAAUCCUUUGACUGCCUAAUCAUUUAA
Molecule: messenger RNA, 519 nt
Organism: Cooperia oncophora
Lineage: Eukaryota; Metazoa; Nematoda; Chromadorea; Rhabditida; Trichostrongylidae
Source: the annotation of a GenBank genome assembly